AUGCGCGGCACGCGGGUGCUUUGCCGUGCCUGCCGCACGGUGCGCGGGGGCUUUUCCACCCCGACACGCGGUGCGCGGGCGCUUUGCUGCCCCGAUGCACGGCGCGUGGGCGCUUUUCCGCGCCUGAUGCAUGGUCCACGGAUGCCAGAACGGAUUAACGAUCUGUUAGCUGUGCCUAAGCAUCCUUAUGCUGCUAUGGAAAACUGGGGCUUAAGUGUUUUUGUGGAACAGAGACUACUCCUGGAUUCAAGCAUUUCUUCCAUAUCAUAUUUACUGGAUGUCACCAUGGUCAUUGUGCAUGAGCUAUGCCAUCAGUGGUUUGGUGAUCUUGUAACUCCAGUAUGGUGGGAAGAUGUAUGGCUAAAAGAAGGCUUUGCUCACUAUUUUGAAUUUGUUGGAACUGACUACCUUUAUCCAGGCUGGAAUUUGGAGAAGCAGAGGUUUCUGACUGAUGUCUUACAUGAAGUAAUGUUACUUGAUGGCCUGGCGAGUUCACAUCCAGUGUCACAGGACGUGCAGCAGGCCACAGACAUUGAUCGAGUAUUUGAUUGGAUUGCCUAUAAAAAGGGUGCAGCCUUAAUUCGAAUGCUGGCUAAUUUUAUGGGUCACUCAGUGUUUCAGAUGGGCCUACAAGAUUAUUUAAUUAUUCACAAGUAUGGCAAUGCUGCCAGGAAGGACCUAUGGAAUACACUAUCAGAGGCACUUAAGAAGGUUGGGAAAUUUGUGAAUAUCCAAGAAGUAAUGGAUCAGUGGACACUCCAGAUGGGUUACCCUGUUAUCACCAUCAUGAGAAAUGAAAAUACAGACACAAUUAUAGGAAUCUCUCAAGAGCGCUUUAUUUAUGACCUUGAUAAAGAUCCUGGCUUGAGAAACAACAGCUACUUGUGGCAGAUUCCAUUAACAAUUGCAGUAGGAAAUACGAGCCACAUCUCAUCAGAGGCAAUUAUAUGGGUGUCUAACAAAUCAGAACAUCACAGGAUUGCCUAUCUUAAUGGAGGUACCUGGCUGCUUGGAAACAUCAAUCAAGCUGGCUAUUUUAGGGUUAACUAUGACAUCAGAAACUGGAGACUGAUAAUUGACCAACUCAUGAGAAACCAUAAGGUAAUCUCUGUCAGUAAUCGUGCAGGUUUGAUCGAUGAUGCGUUCAAUUUAGCCAGGGCUGGCUAUUUGCCCCAGAAUAUUCCACUUGAGAUUAUCAGAUAUUUAUCAAAGGAAAAGGAAUUUCUACCUUGGCAUGCUGCUAGCCGAGCUCUUUAUCCUCUAGAUAAGUUGCUGGACCGCACGGAGAACUACAACAUGUUCAAUGAAUACAUUUUGAGACAAGUUGCUUCAAUGUAUCUUAAGCUGGGAUGGCCAACAAAUAAUUUGGAGAAGUCUUUUGUUCAAGCUUCCUACCAGCAUGAGGAGUUCCGCCGUGAAGUGAUUAUGCUGGCUUGCAGCUUUGGUAACAAGCACUGCCACCAGCAGGCUGCAACUCUAAUCUCUGACUGGAUCUCCAGCAAUAGAAACAGAAUACCACCAAAUGUAAGAGACAUCGUCUACUGCACAGGAGUUUCACUGAUGGAUGAAGAUGUUUGGGAAUUCAUCUGGAUGAAAUUCCACUCAACAACAGCAGUAUCAGAGAAGAAAAUAUUAUUAGAAGCUUUAACCUGUAGUGAUGACAGAAAUUUGUUAAACAGGCUUCUUAACCUGUCUCUUAAUUCAGAAGUUGUCCUGGAUCAGGAUGCAAUAGAUGUCAUAAUCCAUGUAGCUAGAAAUCCACAUGGAAGAGAUCUUGCCUGGAAAUUUUUUAGAGAAAAGUGGAAAAUACUGAAUGCAAGAUACGGAGAAGCGUUAUUUAUGAAUUCAAAACUGAUAAGUGGAGUCACAGAAUUUCUUAAUACAGAGAGUGAACUGAAUGAGCUAAAGAACUUUGUAAAGAAUUAUGAGGAGAGAUCUGUUGCCUCUUUCUCUCGAGCUGUGGAAACAGUGGAAGCAAAUGUCCGGUGGCAAAUGAUUUAUAAAGAAGAAUUAUUUCAGUGGCUGAGAAAAACGCUUGCACACUAAUCAGUGUUUCUGGCAAAGACCUAGUACAAGUUGUGCAAGAGGAGAAGCACAGUGGGAACUUUCAGAAAACUGACUAGAAAUUCGCCGAAUACAAGUUCAAAUUGGAAGGACAAAUGGAUACAGAUAUAUUAUAUUUUUGCACCAAAUUCCUCAGAACUGUUAAAUGACAAGGGGCGAAAAGAAAAACACUGACAAAGAGGAAUGGUCAUGAAUCCCAUCCCCUCUAUUCCAUGGCCAAAUGUGAUAUUAGGUGGUGCAUGUAAAUGUUUAUGUCAGUUUUGUUGGGGAAAAAAAAACAAACCCUGAGAAUAUUUGUGCAUGGUUUUAUGGUUCCUGCCUGUAUUUCAGCAUGCUUACUUCAGAUGUCCAUGUUUUGUAUGUGAAUUUCUGUUGCAUCAAAGAUGGGCAUUAUGCAAAAGCACAAAGACUAUUAUGACAAUCAGUGUUGUAACACCAAGGUAGGAUGGAAAGAAGGAAGUUAAAGAUACAAAUAAACAAGUGGUAACAUCUCCCCUUUCCAUG
Python bivittatus (Burmese python) is the source of this 2568-nucleotide messenger RNA. Lineage: Eukaryota; Metazoa; Chordata; Lepidosauria; Squamata; Pythonidae. The record is from RefSeq and is a predicted model, not a curated record.